This is a messenger RNA of Cannabis sativa, 649 nucleotides long. Its product is annotated as B3 domain-containing protein REM19-like. The coding region runs from base 94 to 579 and encodes 161 amino acids. The record is from RefSeq and is a predicted model, not a curated record. The transcript is spliced from 2 exons. Lineage: Eukaryota; Viridiplantae; Streptophyta; Magnoliopsida; Rosales; Cannabaceae. Gene Ontology annotation, molecular function: DNA binding.
UUUUUAUAUGUUCUGACUAAUUUGUAGAAUCUAUUUUCAGUGAAGGUUGAUUUGCCAGAUAAAGUAUGUGGAGAAUGUCCGAUACCAAGGGGCAUGGAACCUGAAAAAGUUAUAAGAAAGCAGAGAUUGAGUGGAUUAGCAAAGGCUAAGGCUCUCAUGAGAGCGAAAGGUUUUAAAUCUAAAGACCCCUUUUUCGUAGUUCUUAUGCAACCAUCUUUUGUUGGAGCUGGGUUUCGUAUGAUUGUACCAUUUCCCUUUGCAAAAACUUACCUCAGUAAGUCUCAAGAUGUGAUCCUUAAGGUUCAGAACGGGAGGAGGACCUGGUCUGUUGAUUACAUAUGUAGACAGUACAAAGGAUCUUCAAGUACAAGAUUCGAUUGUGGUUGGAAAGCAUUUGUUCGAGAUAAUGAUUUGAAAGUAGGCGAUGUUUGUGCCUUUGUUUUGAAAAAGAGCAUUGGAAUAAUAUUAUUCGAAGUGGUUAUUUUUCAUGGCGAUGGUGUAGCAAAUUCCCCUGUGUUAACAGGUAAACAAGAACUCUAUUAUCCUAUACUAAUAAUAGUAAUAAUAAUAUUGUCUUGAUCAUUCUUCUCUUCACCCUUAAAAUAUGAAGAAGAAGAAGCACAAGAAGAAGAGGCUGAUCAGGAUCUAA